Molecule: messenger RNA, 4139 nt
Organism: Maylandia zebra (zebra mbuna)
Lineage: Eukaryota; Metazoa; Chordata; Actinopteri; Cichliformes; Cichlidae
Product: inhibin beta B chain
Cellular component (GO): extracellular region
Molecular function (GO): growth factor activity; hormone activity; cytokine activity
Source: RefSeq, a predicted model, not a curated record
AAAAUACCUGUUGUGAUAAACUCAAGACCUUAUCGGGCUUUCCCGAUAUGUGUCCAAACCAGCCAUGGACUUGCGUAGUAAUUAAUCUAAAGCAGCGUGUGAUAUCAUGUAGCACCUGUAUGCAGCGACUGUGAGACAGUAACCUACAUGUGAACGCGUGUUGCGUGCGUGUGUGUUGCGUGUGCCCGUGCGUGUGUUGUGAGAGAGGACAGAGGUGUUUUGCCAGUAAUUUCCAAGCUUCCCGAUGCGCUCAUUGGUGCAUCCUUCCAACGUGUCACCAGUUUUGGUGGAUUACCCCAGAUAUCUUUACCAUCAGGAGGGUGAAACAUCACUCAGCUCCUCUCUUCACGAGCUACCAACAAGGACCUCUGACGUUCGGGAGACUUUCUUUCGCAAAGAACAACUCAGAAGGGGAAGGAUUUGAAGAUUUUUUUUUUAUUGGUUUUCCAGUUUAGAAGUCUGGACGUUUAUUAGUUACCUCAGUCCGAGUACAAAUACGCAGUUAUUUACUUCAAGAUCGAAGAUGGCCAUGUCUUUGUCACUCUCAGCGUUCCUCCUGUUGGCACCGUUGCUGUUUAAGGGUCUCUGGGUCAGUGGCUCCCCGGGCUGCGCGUCUUGCAGGUUGUCAGCGAUGGAUAAGGACGCAGAGGAAAGGAUGAUGAUAGAAUUCGCCAAGCAGCAACUUUUGGACAAACUGCACCUGAAAGAGAAACCAAACAUCACUCACACCGUGCCCCGGGUCGCGCUCCUCACGGCGCUGCGCAAACUUCACUCGGGGCGCGUCAGACAGGAUGGUACCCUUGAACUAGAAAACAAUAUACCAACCAGAGAUCAAGCCUAUGAAAUAGUGAGCUUUGCAGAUAUAAAUGAUGCAAAGAGCAGUGACAAGGCAAGCGUUAGCCUUACCUUUCAGUUUCUGCAGGAACGUGGCCAAAGUAUCCAGGUCCUCCAGUCCUCUUUGUGGAUCUAUGCCCGUGCCUCUGAGGACCCACAACGGAACUCUCGUCUCCUUGCCCAGGUUUUCCUCUCCGUAGAUGGUGACAUCUCAGGCUCUAAUCGGACCUUGGUGAUGGAAAAGAUGUUGCACGUCAAGGAGAGUAACUGGCACACUUUCUCUGUCACCCACACCCUGCAAACCUUCUUGGACGGGGGCCAACAUCGGCUGCAGCUGGAGGUCACCUGCGAAGAAGACGGACAGAACCUUUGCUCCCUAGAUGGCUCUGCUGAAACCCCCUACCAGCCCUUCCUGGUGGCUCAGGUGCGUCUCCGUGAUGACCACUCCAAGCAUUUGCUCAGGAAGCGCUCAGUGCGUUGCGGUGACGAUGUAACAGUCUGCUGCAAGAGAGACUUCUACAUCAAGUUUAAAGACAUCCAGUGGGAUGAGUGGAUCAUUGCGCCUGAAGGCUACCAUAUGAACUACUGCAUGGGACAUUGCCCCCAACAUCUGUCCGGUUCCCCAGGUAUAGCAUCCUCAUUCCAUGCCACUGUCUUCAGCCAACUCAAAGUCAAUGGUAUUAACACAGCUACAGCCUCAUGUUGCGUUCCCACAGAGCGUCGACCACUCUCAAUGGUUUACUUCAACUCUCAGCACAGCAUUGUCAAAACAGAUGUCCCUGACAUGAUAGUGGAGACCUGUGGAUGCACAUAAAAAAUUGAGUAUUACUAUUAGUGGUAUAAUUAAUUAUUUUCUUGAGUGUAUUGUAGACAAGUUGACUUAAAGAAACACAAAUUUGACCAACUUUGGACAAACAACUUUUACACAGAGUACUUUAAAAUGAGAAAUGCCCACCCAAAAGACUUUUAAAUUAUCGACAGAGGAUGUUACUAGACUAUCUUUACAAAUACAAACACGUUUGUUUUAUAGCAGUUACUCAAUAGGUGUGUUGUGUGUAUUUUUGCAUAAACGUAUGAAUUAACACUCUAGGUUUACAUUAAGAAAAUUAUGGGCACAAAAAAGAAUAUUAUGAGUAUAUAAGUAUUAUGUUCUAAAGAAAUAGGUAUUGAUACAGUUUACUGCUUGUAGUAACUUUUAAUUUAUUUCUAAACUCUUGUAGUCAGUAUUUAAAGAAUCUCAAAUGCAUUUCAGUGCCUAGAGGUGAGCAAAUACGCUAAGUCUGGAUGCAGAUACAUUUAUUCUUUUAUAUGUCAGAGACAAAAAUCAAAGAGCAGCACUAAAAUAUGAAAGACUCAAUAAUAAAGUUUAGAUUUCAAUGCAAAAAAGUACAGUGAAUACAAAUGUACAGUAAUGAUAUCAGGUUCCAUUUUCAAACGUAUAUAAACCCAUAAAGUCUUGCAUUAAUUAAUUUUCACUUUUGUCGUUUGUACCUUACAACUUUUACUUUUCACAUGCUGCCGGGAUGAAGUUCAAAGAUGCACUACAUUUUUUUCCUAAUUCAUUGUAUGUUUUAUAGUCUGUUUUGUGUUAUAAUCAGUGUCCAAAUGUAAAAAAAUUAUAUAUAUAUUCUAUACUUUCAUUUUUACGUAACUAUUUCUUUCAUUGUAAAUCUUCAUCCACCUAAAUGCUGCUGUUUUACAGAAAUGCUUUCAAAGCAAUGAAAAACUUUUAAAGCGUGCCUUUUUCUUUAACUUCUGAUGACAUUAAAGCAAAUACAUUUACAUUCCACAAAUACUUUGAUCACAUUGUGAGGCUGCGAGGGGAACAAGUUGUUGUUACAAUGCAAGAAAUCUGGACUGAUUUCUGUCAAAGGGUACCCCAUGCUGCAUGUAGCUGGAAUAUGUUUAAUCAGCAUCUCCACUGUAUUAUUUACACAACCUGGCUUAUCAUUUGGGCAACUGUGGCUCAAACAGCAUAUGAAUGCAAGGUUAUUCUCAGCAAUGUGAGCAAACAUUUAGCUAUUGCUUCAGUGUCAGGUGAAGGUUUGGAGGGUAGGUAGGUCAGUGAGCAUGUGCUGCUGCACGCUGGCAUUUUUAGCUCUCAAAGUCUAAAGAUUGCAAAAUUUCAUGCUUUCCAGGUGGAGCCAGUCUUGUUUCUUUCAUAUGCUGGAAACAUCGUACACGUGUCCCAGUAGCAUAAUUUACGUUUCAUAAUUUCACAAUCUUUGCAUAGCUGUAUAGUUUUAACUGUAUAGCAGAAUGUCUAUCGGAACAUUACCAAGUAAAGCAAAUGUUUACCGAUUUCCAUACUAAAAUCACUUCACAGUUUAAAUUUGGUGGGAAACGGUGCAAACUGAGAUCUACUCAAGGAAGGGAAAAAUGAAAACAGCAGUACAACAACGAGAAAGCAAAGGAGCUCAGCAAUAGAUUUUUUUUUUAGUUUCCCCAACUUUGAACCUGGAAGAGUGUUAAUAAAUUAAUGUCUAUCAAUACAUCACAUUUUUAUUUUUAGAGAUGAUACCCAGGGUUUCUUUACUUCUACCUGUAUUAACACUGUGUUCAUCUUGGCUGUAUUGAUAUACUAUAUGUCUUACGGACUUGGAUUUUACAGCCAUAAUGCAAAGGAAACAACUGAAACAGUGCAUGGGGGAAUUUUUUACCAAAGACCAUAAAAACCCUUUUAUUUUAAUUUUGUGCUGAUAUUUGAUAAACUAUUUUCACCUCUCUCUCUCUUGCCUCUAUGUGCUGCUCUUGUAUUAAAGCAAUUUACUUUACACCUGUGUGAAAUAAUUAUAAAACUGUUGUAUUUUAAUAUUAUGAUUGAUAUUGUAGGCACUUCUUGUCCAAGACUCAAUGUGACAUUGAAGUGCCAUUGCAACAUAUCUUAUUAAGCACUUUAUCACCCUACUGUAUUUUAGAGUGUGCUGACAGUUCUAUUACUGCACUUAAUGCAUCAGGUUGGCAUUACCUGAAAUACCUAAAAGCGGGCCUACAGAAAGAAAAUGUCAAUUUUCAAAGUUCUAGUUGUUUUUAAAAGUGUGUGUGUGUGUGUGUGUGUGUGUGUGUGUGUGUGUGUGUGUGUGUGUGUGUGUGUGUGUGUGUGUACUUUUGGAGCAUUCACAGAAUGCAAGAAUUUGAAUUCUGUUUCAAUUGAAAUUUGUAAUCGUUGUUAUUUUUGUAUCAUAUUAUUUUGUUUUAUGUAAAUGAAAAAUUUGUAAGAGCAAAUACAAUUCAGAAAAGUCAGUGUGUGAUAAAAUGUCAUGAUUCUAUUUUUAAUUAAUAAAUAAAUCUAUAUUUUAAACAGA